Messenger RNA from Uloborus diversus, 2742 nucleotides. Its product is annotated as inactive phospholipase C-like protein 2. Bases 1 to 2742 code for a protein of 913 amino acids. The transcript is spliced from 22 exons. Gene Ontology annotation, molecular function: calcium ion binding; phosphatidylinositol-4,5-bisphosphate phospholipase C activity. Gene Ontology annotation, biological process: lipid metabolic process; intracellular signal transduction. Lineage: Eukaryota; Metazoa; Arthropoda; Arachnida; Araneae; Uloboridae. The record is from RefSeq and is a predicted model, not a curated record.
AUGGAUUCUGAGGAGAAUAAAAUAAUCAAAACUCCUUGUACUGAUGAUAACACGCAAAAGGAGCUUAUUGCGAUCGUCGGUGAUGAUGCUGCAGUGAAUGUCUCAAAUGUCACGGAUCCAAGUUCCGGUGCUGCUGACCAAGUGAAACUCGAAAUAAAUAAACCCGUUGGGAUUAAACCUGUCAAAAAAGAUUUGCCGAAUCUUGCCCCCAUUAACACCCAACCACUUGUUAAUGUUGCGGGGAGAGAUGAUGGGAAUAGUUUGUCCGAAGACAGCAGUGAGAAUUUAGAGUGCUUGGAUUGGUCAUGCUCAGGAAGUAGAGAUGAUGGGAGUGGGAACUUCCAAAAUCAAACUCAGCGGCCAAAAUCUGUAUCAUUCCAUACGGGCUCUAGUCUUCCUGUUGAAAGAAAGAUUUCUAAUGCACUUGAUUGCUUGAGGUAUAUGAUUAAUGGAAGCAGUUUAAUUAAAGUUCGUCCUAGUGCUAGACAGUAUCGGCGAUUUUUUUCCCUUGAAGAAGAUCUAUCUGCUCUUCGCUGGGUACCAUCUUCAAAGAAAUCAUCCAAGGCGAAAAUUUCUAUUAGAUGUAUGAAGGAAGUAAGAAUGGGACGGACUACUGAUGUGCUGAGAAGUAGAGAAAUCUCUUGGACUUACUCAGAAGACUGUGCUUUUUCGAUUAUAUACAAUGACAACUUUGAGUCAUUGGACCUUAUUGCAUCUUCACCUGAUGAGGCCAACAUCUGGGUUACCGGACUGAAUGUAUUAAUUGGUGCUUCUAAAUCUCCUGACACAUUUGAUGAGAGACAGAAAAUGAGAGAAAAAUGGUUGAGAGAAGUUUUUGAUCAAGCUGAUACUGAUCAAAAAGGACUUCUGAGUGAAUUCGAAACUAUAUCAUUAAUGAAGAAACUCAACAAUCAGUUGAGCACUGUUCGUUUACACCAAAAAAUCAUGGAGUUUGAGCAUGGUAAACAAGGGGAGGAAAGAGGGCGAAUUGAUAGCAGUGAUUUUGUUAGUAUCUUUAAAGAAACAUCAACUAGGCCAGAAAUAUACUUCCUUUUAGUAAGGUUUUCAGGUAAAGAUUAUAUGACACUAGAAGAUUUGCAUUUGUUUUUGGAAGGUGAGCAAGGGAUGGUUAAUGUAUCUACUGAAGACUGCUUAAAAAUUAUUGAGCAAUUUGAGCCAUCAGAAGAAGCCAAACAAAAUAAACAAAUACUUAUUGAUGGAUUUACUUUGUUCCUGUUAUCUGAUUGCUGUGAUAUUUUUGAUCCAAUUCACAAAACUGUCUGCCAAGAAAUGACUCAUCCAUUCCCACACUAUUUCAUUGCUUCAUCUCAUAACACGUAUUUAUUAGAAGAUCAGUUGAAAGGACCAUCCAGUAUAGAAGGUUACAGCACGGCAUUGAAAAUGGGAUGUCGCUGUGUAAAAGUUGAUUGCUGGGAUGGUAUUGAUGGACCAAUUGUGUAUCAUGGGAACACUCUUACAUCCAAGAUUCCAUUACAGGAUGUUUUAGAAACAAUUCAAGAGUUUGCCUUUGUUACAUCCCCUUACAAUAAUAUGGGCAAAAAACUUUCUUCCAGUUGUACAGAUGUUUAUGGCGAGGUUUCAGAUGAAGAUGAAGAUCAAGAUUGUAACAGCAAAAAUAUUUUUAGAAAAAUCAAACUAUGUCGAGCGUUAUCAAAUCUAAUCUCUUUAACCAGAAUACGAUUUUGGGAUCUUGAAAUGCAAGAGGAAGUUCAAAAGUUAUCUGAUGUUUCAUCUUUUUCUGAAGUAAUGGCAUCUAAACUUGCACAAUUCUCUGCUGAAGACAUGGUGAAUCAUAAUAAACGGUUCUUCACUCACGUUUUUCCAAACAGCACUCGUGUUGAUAGCAGUAACUAUAAUCCGCUGGAGUACUGGAGCUGUGGUUGCCAGUUCGUGGCUAUGAAUUAUCAAACUGCUGGCCAUAUGAUGGACCUUUAUCAAGGAUGGUUUAUGCAAAAUGGAAAUUGUGGUUAUGUUUUUAAGCCAUCUUUCCUACGAGAUCAAUUGUGUCUUUAUUCUGGAGGCUGUGCGAAGGAUCCUUUGCCUGGGGUUGAACCAACCAUAUUGUAUUUAAAAAUUAUUAGUGCUCAGCAAUUGCCUCAGCCAAAAGGAGCUUCUGCUAAAGCAAGUUCAAUUGACCCUUAUGUUGUUGUCCAAGUAUAUGGGAUGGCAAUUGAUUGUGCUGAAGCACGCACUAGAACAGUAUCAAAUGAAGGUCAUUCUCCUAUAUUUGAUGAAAGUUUUGAAUUUACUGUGACUGUGCCCGAACUAGCGUUGUUGCGAAUUGCAGUAUUAGAUGACGAAUUCAUUGGUGAUGAUUUUAUUGGACAGUAUACAAUUCCAUUGACAUGUUUACAAACAGGUUAUCGCCAUUUGAAGCUUUUGUCAAAUAAUGGAGAUCCCUUGUAUAAUACUACUCUUUUCAUUUACAUCACUAUGACUACUAGAUCAGAAAAACAAAAUGCUGCAAAUCACUUGGCAGAAGCAUACAAAAUGCGUAUGGAUGAAGAACAGACUAUGCUGGAUCUGUGUAAGGAAUGUGGCGUUCCCGAUAGUGCCAAUAUAGUUCAAUGUUUGCGUGUGUUGUCUUUACGCAUGGCGAGCUGUCCAGGCUUAACCAGUUGGGAGAUAAUUAAUAUUUCUGAUCAACCUACAGUGCGUGUUUGUGGAGAGCUUACACCUUGCUUAUCUAAAACAGUAUUAUUACUAGAAAAAGGUUUGUGA